GAGAGAGAGAGGGGGAGAAAAUUAAUUUGAGUUCAGUCUAGAGAUGGCGUAACGUUUUUGGCAACCCCAUCACGAAUGAAACUUUGGAGGGGAUGCCAGAGUAUGCCGGCAAGACAAUAGGAAAAUUAGACAGGGCACUCGUGGCACUGAAUAUGAAAAAUGCCGCGGAAAAGGACUUCAACGCUCGAACACAUGUGGAAAAAUUGAAGGAGCAGUAUGGCGACGGAGUGUCCACACUCUGCCUUGUUUACAAUGCAACUGGGGAUACCAUAACAUAUUCUGAUAAGAAAGAUUGGUUGGGGCACAUCGGAAAGGCACCAUACGUAGCACUGAUUGCAAAUGGUCAGUGGGGUGCGUUUCUGCACGUCAAAACUGCCGGUGAGUCUUCUGGAUCCACUGCGGCUGUUGUGUACCGAGGCACGGAUAAGAAUGGUACCGAAUGUGAUUGGAUGUUGUCCUGGAGCAACCCAUGGGGAAGGACUAAAUGGGACAACACGGUCUAUACAGAGAUUCGCGAACCUGGCCACUUUGAAAAGGAAGGAACUUGGGACAUAAUCUAUAAUUUCUUGUGUCAAACUCGUCCGUACAGCGAGGACACCUGGAAUUGAUGCGUGUCAAUCAUGUCAACUGGCAGUGACACCUCCCCAAUUGUUGAAGCAAUACUCACUUUAGAAAAUGCUUAAGUUUGUGCAUCUGUGACACUUUAUUUUCUCACGCGGGGCCUUUCAAUUAAAAUGGGAUGCAUAUUCCAUGUUAAUUCUAUUUCAAUAAUAGGCUUGUAGUUUGAAUUUGAGUCUUGUAUUCUGUUUCAAAAUAAUGUAAUAUAUUGUAAUGUUUCAGCAAGGACACCUUGAAUAGAUGCGUGUCAAUCAUGUAAUAAAUUGUAAUGCUUCAGAAAGGGGAGAAAAUAAAGAAAAUAAUGUAAUAUACUAAGCUUAA
Messenger RNA from Malus domestica (apple), 939 nucleotides. The record is from RefSeq and is a predicted model, not a curated record. Lineage: Eukaryota; Viridiplantae; Streptophyta; Magnoliopsida; Rosales; Rosaceae.